Messenger RNA from Apis dorsata (giant honeybee), 941 nucleotides. Its product is annotated as transmembrane protein 203-like. Gene Ontology annotation, molecular function: nucleic acid binding. The coding region runs from base 418 to 831 and encodes 137 amino acids. The transcript is spliced from 2 exons. Gene Ontology annotation, biological process: intracellular calcium ion homeostasis; tRNA 5'-leader removal. The record is from RefSeq and is a predicted model, not a curated record. Gene Ontology annotation, cellular component: ribonuclease MRP complex; nucleolar ribonuclease P complex; nucleus. NCBI's taxonomy places the organism in Eukaryota, Metazoa, Arthropoda, Insecta, Hymenoptera, Apidae.
CUCAAUUGAAAAAGUGUGAAAAACUGUUAAACAAUGGCAAUUUUGAAGUGAUUAUUCAUGGUCUUGGUUCUGCUAUACAAAAAGCAUGCAGCUUGGCUUUACAAUUAAAGGAAAUACAUUAUGGUGGUAUAGAACUAGAUAUCAAGACAUCUACAAUAUCAAUUAUUGAUGAUUUUGAACCUCUUGAUGAUAAUGCAGAUUAUGAAACAAUUAAUCGAAAUAAUUCAGCAAUACAUAUUCGCGUUUAUAGAAAAUUUUCAAUAAAUACCCUUAAAUAUCAAGAAUAAAAUAUAAUUUUUCAAAAAAUAUUGAAGAUUUUUUAAUAAAUAUAAUUUAUUAAAUUAAAAAAAAUUUAUAAUAUGAUAAAUGAAAACAUAAAAUCAAAUUAAUAAUUUUAUCAGAUUUAAUCCCUUUAAAAUGAUAUUUUCUUUACAUGAAUUAGUACAUUGGCUGGGACUGACAAUUUUUGAAAUAUGGAUAAAUUUAGUUUCAUUAACAAUCUUCACUGUGUUAUUAGCUCUUAAGUUGGAUGAUAAUUAUUUCUUGGGUCAUACAGGAUGGUGGAUAGUAUUUUCACCACUUUUUGUUGCAGAUGGUUUGAAUACUUAUUUUUGUGCAAUUAUUUUCAUAAGAAUGCAUUUGGAAGGAAUGACUAAAGCUGCUAUUUUAAGAGCAUUAUGGAGUAUUAUAUUAUUACUUUUAAUAUUUGUGUUUAAAUAUCUUUUGUGUAAAAAACUAUCAGGUCAAAGUCCUUUAGAAUAUUCAGAAGUUUUAAGUCCUAUUUUUAUUCUUUUGCAAUUAAUUGCAGUUAGAGCAUGUCAACUUCAUUGACUACUGCAGAAUAUUAUUAUCUAUAAAUACAAAACUGCAAUAAAAUAUUCAUCUUAACUAUUAUAUAUGUAAAUAAUUUAUAUAUAAUAAUAUAAAUAAUUAUUAUUAAA